AUGGACAGUACCAAGCGCCUCGAAACAGAAACAAUUAACGUCAAGGAUAUAACAAUUGGCGUAGAGCUGGAAAUGAUACUUUUCAAGCUACCCUUCGCUAUCAAACACGUUCCAUAUGGUGAACUGGACUUUAUCGCUAACGCUUUAGAGGGGCUAGCUACCGAAAUGGGUGUCAUGCGCAUCAUAGAGGGGGUAAUGAUCCAGGAAUUAAAGAAUUUCAAGUCUCAAGACACCUCUAUUGAAGGAAUGGCACAACGCGACCACAAAGAGCUCCACUUCCAGAUCAAAGACGACAUCUCCAUCAAGCCCUUUCACCCGACCAACAAGAGCCUCCAUGGCCGCGGUGUUGAGGUCUGCACCCCAAUCCUCACCCAAGAUAACUGGGAACAGACUCUUCGGUCCAUGUGCACCGCCAUCACCACCGCAUGCCAACAAUGCGGCGCCGCCAUACAUUUCAACGACACCUGUGGCCUCCACGUCCACAUCGGCCUUGGCCGAGAAUACACCGUACGAGAACUAAAACAGCUCGCGAAAGCGAUCGUCCUCUUUGAACGCCAAAUGGACCAGCACCACCCGCGACACCGCCGCUCCCCACCACCGGGCAAAAACAGGAGCAGCAUGAUCGCUUCUAACCUCGAUAACCAUGGCCUCAGAGGCCUCCCUCCUGCACAGAUGAUCUGGAGAAUCGAUGACCAAAUCGAUGUCUACAGGGUGUUGCGCAUUAUCAAUGGCGCCAAUGACGUUGAGUUCAGACAGGCGGCUGGCACCAUUGACGCGGAGUGGAUUGUCGCCUGGGUGAAGAACAUAUGUAGCUUUGUGACUGCGGCAGCGGCGACCGAGGAUGAAACGUGGUACGAAUGGGCCGAGAGCCUGGACAGUGUUGUUACUGAUGCGGAGAUCCGCAGGAGGUUUGGGAUGCCAGAGAAUAUUGAGACAGAUGAGGCAGAUGGUGUGGUAGAAGGAGAAGAAGAUGAAGCUGAGUACGAAGAUGGAGAAGACGACAUGAGUUUUGACUAUGCUGACGAGUUCGAGCUCUUUACCAUCAGUGGAGACGACAGCGAUUCGGAAUAG
Morchella sextelata is the source of this 1071-nucleotide messenger RNA. RefSeq lists its product as uncharacterized. The record is from RefSeq and is a predicted model, not a curated record. The transcript has 2 exons. Bases 1 to 1071 code for a protein of 356 amino acids. NCBI's taxonomy places the organism in Eukaryota, Fungi, Ascomycota, Pezizomycetes, Pezizales, Morchellaceae.